AUGCAGUUCAAGAAUCUCGCCGUCCUCGCUGCCGCUGGCAGUGCCGUGGCCGAGUUCGCCAUCAUCACCACACCAGUCCCUACCAACCUUGGCGACAUUCUCACAAACGCCGAUGGUUACGCGUCCUCCGUUCUCAACGAAGUCUCAAUGGGCCUCGCUUCCCUCACCCAAGGCUCCGCUCUCCAGGCUGCCGCCUCUGCCCACAAAGGCCUUGCUUCCUUCGUCGCCACAGCCUCGUACUCCAUUCCCAGCGAAGUCACCAAAGUCGGUGCACUUGAGACCUUCUCCGAGACACCAGCGUGGUACAGUGCGCUCCCAAGCGACAUCAAGAGUUACUACGACAGCUACAACGCCGAGGUGCAGAGGCUGCUCAACCAGGCUAUUCUGGGCAACAAUGGUACUACUGCGUCGACGACUAGGUCUGGUUCUAGUGGUGCGACAGGUGCCAGUGGAACCGCGGGCCCGGCUGAGACUGGUGCGGCUAUGGGUAACAUGGUCGGCAUGAUGGGUGCCGGUGUCGCUGCGGCGUUUGCAGGUGUCAUGGCCUUGUAA
This is a messenger RNA of Alternaria atra, 552 nucleotides long. RefSeq lists its product as uncharacterized. Lineage: Eukaryota; Fungi; Ascomycota; Dothideomycetes; Pleosporales; Pleosporaceae. The transcript is spliced from 2 exons. Bases 1 to 552 code for a protein of 183 amino acids. The record is from RefSeq and is a predicted model, not a curated record.